AAAAUAUAGCCAUCAGUGCAGUGUGAUCGUGGAGGCCUUGUCGAGCGCGUCUCGUCACUAUGUAUAAAUAUAUUGCUCUGUGUGUGUGUGUCUGCUUGUGCGGCGUCGCUGCAGACCUUAACAAGGAAGAAGGAGAACCUUGUGAAUGGGAGGGAGUCAAUGGCCGAUGCGUGAAGGAAACGAGAUGCGUUUCCACUUUAUACAAGAAAGGAAUACAUCCCAUUUGCUCGACUGAAGGCGAUGUGAAAAUUAUCUGCUGUACCGACUGCGAAUUGGUGAAUGACACGAGGAAUAUGGUAGCGCUGCCAUACGGAAAAUAUAUAUUUAAGGAAAAAAUGAAGAACAAUCCAGCACGACGUUGUCUGGAAUGCGCAACGAUUGCGUGGUACACAUAUGAUACUAAAAGAUUAUGGAGUUAUUAUUAUGAUGAAAAGCAAAAAUGCCAUAAAUUUACAGAGAAAAUGAACGAAAUUGAUUUAAGUUUCCAUCAUUCUAUUGCCCCGUGUCACGAAUAUCCUAACCAGGCUGUCUUGGGCUAUGGCGAUGAUCUCUCCGACGCGUUCUGGCUCGCAGGAGGUAGCAUACUCAGCGAUAGAUUCAUACUCACAGCGGCCCAAACUGGAGAAAUCGGGGUAUCGGGACUUAAGGUGAAAUUUGUGGCGUUGGACGUGAAACACCUCUCGGAAUCUCCAUCUUCCUGGCAGACACACAAAGUGAAGAGAUUCAUCCCCCACCCGGAGUACAAGGCACCUUCCAAGUACCAUGACAUCGCUUUGAUUGAGACCGAAACUCCAAUAAACUUCACUCGCAAUGUUUUGCCAGCAUGCCUGUUACCUGAAAAUGUUGACCUUGAUUACGCUAGAUCCAUCACCUGGAGAGACGUGGCAGGAAAUGAUUAUUACAACAUAGCUGACAACCUGCAGACUAUUCAUUUGGAUAAGUUCAGUGCCGAAGAAUGCAAGAACGUUUAUGAGAACCACAGAGCCCUCCCUGAUGGAUUGGAUGAUAACACUCAAAUGUGUUAUGGUAGCUAUACCAUGGACCCAGCGGCUUGUAUGAGUAUGGCUGGGGAGCCGCUCAUGACCUACAAGGACUUCGACUAUUGUGUCCACAUCGUUCUCGGCGUGACUUCGUUUGGUCGUGGUCGAUGCGGCCGUAGUUCCCAGAAGCCAGAUGUAUUUACAAGGGUUACAGCCUACAGGUCCUGGAUCGAAAGUAUUGUAUGGCCCGAUCAGGAGACGGGUGAAGCUGGAAACUGGACUGAAAGUUUUGAAGAAUAAAAGUGUUGUUAUUUU
This is a messenger RNA of Helicoverpa armigera (cotton bollworm), 1295 nucleotides long. RefSeq names its product CLIP domain-containing serine protease C9. Bases 60 to 1280 code for a protein of 406 amino acids. The transcript is spliced from 10 exons. The record is from RefSeq and is a predicted model, not a curated record. Gene Ontology annotation, biological process: proteolysis. NCBI's taxonomy places the organism in Eukaryota, Metazoa, Arthropoda, Insecta, Lepidoptera, Noctuidae. Gene Ontology annotation, molecular function: serine-type endopeptidase activity.